AUGCAGUUGGCGCUCCCCAAUGACGUACUUCUGCUAAUAGGAGAGCAGCUGGAACGGAAGACAGAUCGCUGGAACCUCAUUCUUGUCUCUCAUCAAUUUCAUGAUCUGUUCCUUUCGCUGGUUUAUCGAAAGGUGUCUCUUCACGACUGGCAAGAUGCCGAUUCGUUUUUGCAUGCUAUCCUGAAACGACCAGCACUGGCGCGUACUGUUCGGGAGCUAGACGUAACUGAAUGGCGGGCAAAAGGUUUAUCGGAUAAUGACUGCCGGUAUAUCCAAACGUCACCGGCCCUGGUCAAAUGGUUGGAUUCGGUGGCACAUUCAAAGCCUGAGAGCAAUCGAUGGAGUGGAGAUCUAAAACACGGCCUGGUUGAUGCCUGGGUUGCUCUCAUUCUCCCACUACUGAGUCAACUUAGAAAGCUUCAACUUGCUUAUGGGACAAGCUCCCCUUAUUUAGAACGGAUUAUGGAACGGGUCGUGAACUGUGAAAAGCCAUUUUCCAUCCAACCAGCUUUCCGGUAUCUACGAAAUGUUUCAUUGUAUCACCGAGAGGACCUCGAUCACAGCGAGAACCGAGAGAACGUGGAAGAUGGAGCCAAGUCCUCUUCAACACUCCUCUUACCAUUCUUCCAAUUGCCGUCCGUCCGUUCGAUCACAGCCAACUCUGUGGUGGAUUUCAACUCCACCGCCAUUACUACAACGUCAGAGGGGACGGAGGAAGAUAAAGAUCAAUACCUUGGCUUCUCCUCCAUCACCGAAAUUGAUCUGCAUGCAAGUAGUGGCAACCACGGCAUGGAGAUGCUGGUGGCCUCAUGUGCAGAUCUGAAGUCAUUCAAAUACCAGCACUCAGAUUCGAACGUUCUGUCGCAUGGCUACCAACCAUCAGCCUUCUAUCGCUCUCUGUGCCACAGCAAACACAGUCUCCAAACAUUGUGGCUGGACCACUAUGGUAGCCACCACCCAUUCACCGCUGCUGGCUUGAAUCAAACCCACGAUGAGUGGUUUGGCUCCCUGAUAGAUUUCACUGCGUUGCGAGAACUGCGCAUACGACUGCCAAAUCUUCUGGACAUUCGAUACCAAAAUGAACCGACUACUCCUCUCACAGAAUGUCUUCCGUCAUCCCUUGAGACUCUCUAUAUCGAGGGGUGUGAGGCGCGACAUCUGGGCAUGUUGGUCUCCCAAUUACAGACCGUCAUCAAGAAUCGUCGCGUGCGUUUCCCUAAACUUGAGCGUAUAGAUAUUGAAGGUGCAUUCCGGAACGCGACCUCGGAUGAUGAUGAUGAUCUCAGUGCCAGCUCUGGAUCUGAAAUUCACGAAGCAGGGAUCAAAGAUAAGGUCUACCAGGUAGCGGAGCCUUUGCACAUGGACUGUCUCCAUGCUGGGAUGGGAUUGCAUCUUCACGACCGUGCGCUUUCACGGAUUUGA
Messenger RNA from Penicillium paradoxum, 1422 nucleotides. RefSeq lists its product as uncharacterized. The transcript has a single exon. NCBI's taxonomy places the organism in Eukaryota, Fungi, Ascomycota, Eurotiomycetes, Eurotiales, Aspergillaceae. The coding region runs from base 1 to 1422 and encodes 473 amino acids. The record is from RefSeq and is a predicted model, not a curated record.